This is a messenger RNA of Selaginella moellendorffii, 2466 nucleotides long. RefSeq names its product pentatricopeptide repeat-containing protein At4g02750-like. Lineage: Eukaryota; Viridiplantae; Streptophyta; Lycopodiopsida; Selaginellales; Selaginellaceae. Gene Ontology annotation, molecular function: RNA binding; protein binding. The transcript has 4 exons. The record is from RefSeq and is a predicted model, not a curated record. The coding region runs from base 1 to 2466 and encodes 821 amino acids. Gene Ontology annotation, biological process: RNA modification.
AUGGCAGUAGCAGCAGCAAUGGUUUGUGCAUCAGGGGGCCCUUUGGGAUUCAGUCCAGUCCGCCUGGAAAGCAAGAAUAAAGACCACAUGAAGUCACAUGGCUUUUUCUUGCAUAUUUAUGAAAGCAACAGCUCUUGCCCGAAGGAUUUCUCUGGAAACCCUGAUAUUGAUAUCGGUGGCUAUAGUUCGGGACACGAGUCGUUAGUUUGGGGAUCCAUCCACCAAAUGGACGUGGUGGCAAGCUGCGAGCAAUGGAAUCGCCACGACACCAUUCGCGCCAUUGAAUCGUGCAGGAGCUUAACAAGAGCUCUCGGCAUCCACAGCCGCAUCCCCAGAGAUGCCACUGACGUGUUCAUCAGCAACAAGCUCGUGGACAUGUAUGGCAAAUGUGCUGGCGGGAUCGCCCAUGCCAGGGCGGUCUUUGAUUCCAUGCCCGCUAGAGAUUCCUACUCUUGGGUCUCGAUGCUCUCGGCAUAUGCCCGUUCUGGGAAUCUGGAUCUUGCCAAGUCCGUGUUUGAUUCCAUGCCAGAUCUCAACACUGUUGCUCACAACUCCAUGCUUGCUGCUUACUUACAUAGUGGAAAUCUUGAGAGUGCAAAGAAAUUCUUCGAUUCAAUGCCAAGAAAGGAUGUGGUUUCUUGGACGACUAUUCUGGCAGCACAUGCCCAAUCAGGGGAUGUUUUUCAGACGAAGAUUUUAUUUGACUCAAUGCCUUUCCACGAUCUAGUCGCUAUGAACGCAAUGCUAAGCUCAUACACACUGAAUUCCCGAAUGCAUGAGGCUGAAAUAUUUUUCUCCAAAAUGCCAGCAAAAGAUUUAAUCUCGUGGAAUGCACUUGCGACUGGGUUUGCCCAGACCCGGCAAAUUGACCGAGCUAGUCGGAUCUUUGAAUCGCUGCCUCUCUUGGACCUAGUCUCUUUUAAUUCCAUGCUGUCGUCACUUGCCCAGGGCGGAAAUUUGGAGCGCGCAGAAUUUUUUCUUGCACGAGUUCCAGAGUUGUGUUUGAUCUCCUGCAAUGCUAUGGUUGCGGCAUAUGCCCAGGUCGGGCAUCAAGAAGAAUCAAAGAAGUUUUUUGAUUCAAUGCUACAGAGGGAUCUUAUCUCGUGGAAUGCCCUUCUUGGAGCAUACACUGAAGCUGGUCAUUUAACUCAGGCUACUCGAGUUUACAGUUCAAUGCCACAGCACGACCUCAUUUCGUGGACGGCCAUGAUUGAGGCAUAUGCCCACAAUGGGCAUAUGGACAGGGCUAGGGUGCUGUACGACUCUAUGCCGCAGCGGGACAUGGUGUCGGCCACUGCCAUGGUGGCAUUGUACGGACAAGCUGGAUAUCUGAAAGAUUCUGUCGCUGUUUUUGAAAGUAUGCCCAGCCAUGACUUAUUCUCGUCAAAUGCGAUGCUCUCAGCCUAUGCCCAGAACGAGCAUAUGAAGGAGGCGAAGCUCAUCUUUGAGAAGAUUCCAUAUCCCGAUAUGGUAUCUUUUAAUUCUAUGGUUUCUGGUCUUGCACAGAAUGGCCAUCUUGAAGAGGCGAAACAGCUUUUCGAAUGUCUGGAGUUUCGGGAUUUGAUUACUUGGAAUGCUAUGCUCGCAGCAAACGCCCAACGAGGCUACUUGCCAGAAACUUUGGGUCUUUUUAAUGCAAUGCCCGAGAGAGACCUGUACACUCUCACGUCGAUGGUGGCGGCGUUUUCUCUCGAUGGACAGGUUCACAAGGCCUUUUACGUGUUCUUUGAGAUUCCACACAAGGACAUCCACUGCUGGAAUACGAUGCUAUAUGCGUACGCUCAAAACGGGCAAACAGCCCGAGCGAGAAAGUUCUUAGAGACAAUGCCCAGCCCGUGUGUGUUCUCCUGGACGAUCAUGGUGACGGCGUAUACAGGAGCCAAAAACUCAGUAGAUGCGUUUCAAACUUUUGACAUGAUGAAAAUGGUGGAGAUUCCCACCGAUGCUUGUUUCAUAUCGGUGCUUAUCGCGUGCAGCCACAAAGGCCAGGUUUACUUGGCGAUGGCCAAUUUUUCGUCCAUGAUCGUAGACUUCGGCAUGGAGCCAAGCAAACAGCACUACACCUGCAUUGUGGAUGUUCUCGCGAGGGCUGGAUACCUAAGAGAAGCGACGGAGCUCGUCACGGUGAUGCCAUUUGUUCCAGAUAAUUUCGACUGGACGUGCCUGCUCGCAGCUUGCAAGAGUUACAGCGAUGUGGAGCAAGGCAGCCGCGUUGCCAGGUUUGUGGUUGACUUGAAUCCUCCAGACAGUGGAGGGACGUUUGCGCUGCUCGCAAAUCUCUUCUCCAUUGAGAGGCAGAUCAAACUUGAUCUUCCACAACAAUGUGUUAUACCAAAAAUUGUGCAAAACCGUACAAGCAAUGCUAUCCAAAAUGGCGAUGCGACACUUGCAAACAAGCAAAAGCAAGACUGCGAAUCAGGGAUGACAUUGCCGCAGCGGAGGAGAGUAGGAAACGAAAAGAAAUAG